AUGACGGCGCCGCUUCGUCCACAGUACUUCUGCGCCAGACCUAAUGGUACUCUCGUCCCUCUUGUUGCAGUCGACGAGCUACCCGGCCAUGUCAACAUCCGUGGUGCUCCGCGUGUUCUCUCGCCAGGAGACACGCAGGGUAUGACCAGUCUUGGUACUGUGGCCCCUCGCUGCCAGUACUAUAUUGUGGAUGGUGCUGCCCCCUCAUAUAUCCGCUACCACCAGACCGGUAAUGGCAGUGGAAAUGGAAAUGGCAACGGCUCCGGCCAGCGCGGCAGAGGCUAUGAGAACCAGGUAGCGGCUCCAAGAUACGUGCCUGAGGAGAAUGGCAUGGGCGCUCAGCGUCUCGCUUCGCAGACCAUGUAUCAGCCGAGCAACACUCAGAACUGGGUGAUGGCCAACCCACCCGCUAAACAUGGUUGGCUGGUCCCCGCAAAUGUAGGUGCGGGUGCUGGACACGCGGCUGCCAAUUCUGCUGGAAACAAUAGACAGAGUGGUCAUCCGAAGAAAGAAUACUGUUCUUACUGGAUCCGUCAUGGCGAGUGUGACUAUCAGCAGCAAGGCUGUCUUUUCAAGCACGAGAUGCCUACCGAUCGCGCCAUGCUCGAGAAGCUGGGGCUCCGGGAUAUCCCUCGCUGGUACCGCGACAAGUACGGCGUCCCAAGCAUCCUCUCUGCUGGAGGCAACCAGUCCCGUGACUCGCGUGCUCAGACCAACAGUGGCCAGGGCCACGAUGACAGUCAAGAACGUGGUGCUCUUAAGGCCACUCACCAUGCAGCUCGUCUGGCGCUCAAUGCAGCGGCUGAGAAGGUGGAUGCCGAAAAGACCAGCAAGAGCAAGAGCGCUGCUCUUAUGCCUCUCGCCCUCCCCGGCAAACCGAUGCUUUCCUCGAAUGCGAGCUCUCCUCGGGGCCCUGUAUCCUCUCGCGGAUCCAAACAGGCCUCCAACGUACAGAUGCAGAGCCUCGCAUCCAGUGUUCGCGGUCAAGCUCCUCAAGCCCAGGCACAUACCUCCAGCCCCCAAAACCGCAUCCCUACUGCGCACAACCAGACUUCCAAGAAGAUCGAUCUGCUCUCGUUUGACCCUGCCCCUGAUUAUGCGUCUCUUGAACUGAACUGUGCCAGCCAAAGAGAGGUGAACGGCUCCGAGGCCAAGGAGCGCGUGAAGCGUGAGGAGUUCCUGCGUAACUUGCAUGGAAUGUUUAUUAGCACCACUGCGCCUGCCAAUGCCAGCUCGAUUACCAGCCCGGUCGACUUUCUGGCGACCCAGAACCGCACCAAGCGCUCGCAGCCAAAGUCUCGUCGCCUGUACCAGCCACGAACCGACAUGCCAAACAUGAACAUGGACACGGAUGGGCUGGGGACUAGCAAGAUGCUCCGCCCCAGCGCAAUCCUCUACACCGCCGCGGAGGCAAUCGCCAAAGAGACUGGCGUGAAUCCCCUUCUCGCGAGCCCCGGCACCGGCUUCAUCCACGGAAGUGUUCGAUCCUCCGAAUCCCCCAUCCGCGGCGCCUCCUCGACCCAGUCUUGCGCUUCGUCGUCUGAACCUAGCCCUCGUGUCUACGGCGGCCGCAUCAAGAACGAAGGCGAGGCGAAGCCCCUGCUCCCUCCCAUCGGUACCUUCACCCACAGAAACCCUGCCAUUCUCAAGCGCCCUGCCGUCACCUCCGCCGAGGAUCUUUUCGACAUGGGCAUGGGACGUGCGAAGUAA
Messenger RNA from Aspergillus clavatus NRRL 1, 1710 nucleotides. RefSeq lists its product as uncharacterized. The transcript is spliced from 3 exons. Bases 1 to 1710 code for a protein of 569 amino acids. Lineage: Eukaryota; Fungi; Ascomycota; Eurotiomycetes; Eurotiales; Aspergillaceae. Gene Ontology annotation, molecular function: metal ion binding. The record is from RefSeq and is a predicted model, not a curated record.